Molecule: messenger RNA, 4384 nt
Organism: Rana temporaria (common frog)
Lineage: Eukaryota; Metazoa; Chordata; Amphibia; Anura; Ranidae
Product: phosphofurin acidic cluster sorting protein 2-like
Biological process (GO): protein localization to plasma membrane
Molecular function (GO): transmembrane transporter binding
Source: RefSeq, a predicted model, not a curated record
UCCCACGAAGUUCCACCCGGUCACAUGACGGUGACGUCACGGCCUCUCCCGCCUGAGAUCCGACAUCGAUCGGUUCCUAGAGGUGGAGCAAACCAUGGUGGACAGAGGUGGAGGGGUGCUUGUCAGCACUGCAAUGAGCCUUUCCGGGAAUGGGGGGAACCCAUCGUUGUGCCUCAGUCGAGGGAUGGAUGUGGGGUCUAGUCUGACUGGGGGAGUAGUCAUGGCAAAACCUGAGGGACCCAGCACUCCUCCGGUGCCCAUGAACCUGUUUGCUACGUGGGAGGUGGACAGAUGUUCCCCCAGCUGUGUGCCCAGGCUCUGCAGUCUGACCCUGAAGAAGUUGCUGGUUCUGAGGGAAUUGGAUCGGGAUCUGAGCUCUGUGGUGAUUGCUGUGAAGCUGCAGGGAUCCAAGAGGGUCCUUCGUUCCAAUGAGUACCACCUUCCACCAUGUGGAGUCAUGGAGACGGACCUGGAACUCACCUUCUCACUUCAGUAUCCUCAUUUCCUGAAGAGAGACGCCAACAAUCUUCAGAUCAUGCUGCAGAGACGGAAGAGGUACAAGAACCGGACAAUCCUGGGCUACAAGUCCUUGGCUAUCGGUGUCAUUAACAUGGCGGAGGUGAUGCAGCGUACAGAGGGGAUGAAGGUUCUGGACCUCCACAGUAACCGGAAGGACCCGGCUAUUCGAGUGGCUGAGAUCAGCAUCCUCUCCCUCUCCAGCCAGCCCAUCGAUCACGAGGAGGUCACCACGGCAACCCGGACAAAGAUGAAAGGCUUGGAUGCCGAUCAGUAUUGGGAGGAGGAGGACGAGGAGGACAGCUACUCCUCCGAACCAGAAGUCAGCGAUGAGGGCCAAGGACAGGAUGUGGAGGAUGAAGAGGAAGAGAUUCAAAGGCCCAAGAAACUCACCAGGAAGUUACUGCGCAGCGCCUCGCUCAGCCGCCAGCCCAAUUUUAAACAGAAGUUUGUGUCGUUAUUGAAGAGAUUCAAAGUGAAUGAUGAUCCGAUGGACGCGGAGCGGACGAGCCGGGAACAAGAGGAGGACGAGGAGCUGGGACUUCUCUACGACAGUCUGGACGAGUGUAAUAACAGCGAGAGCGGCUUCGACAUCGAGGACAACGACAGCGUCAUGAGCACCCCGAAACCAACACUAAGGAGAUAUUUUGAAGGCGUCUCCAAUUCCGGCUCGCAGACCGAAAUCAGUCAGAAGGGAACAGACAAGAUCUCCAGUGCGGUGAGUACAGAGCCCCACCCCCCAGAAUACAGCUCCACCCCUUCCCAUACCAACAUCCAACCAGUUCUCAGCCAUGUCCCCACCAAUGUUCCAUGUGACCACCGAUCUCAGCCAGUCUCGAGUCAUAUAACAUACACACGUUUAUUGUACGGGACGCAGAGGUUGGGUACGGGACGCGGAGGUUGGGUACGGAGGUUGGGUACGGGACGCGGAGGUUGGGUACGGGACGCGGAGGUUGGGUACGGGAUGCGGAGGUUGGGUACGGGACGCGAAGGUUGGGUAUGGGAUGCGGAGGUUGGGUACGGGAUACCGAGGUUGGGUACGAGACGCCGAGGUUGGGUAUGGGACGCCGAGGUUGGGUACGGAGGUUGGGUACGGGACGCAGAGGUUGGGUACGAGAUGCCGAGGUUGGGUACGGGAUACCGAGGUUGGGUACGAGACGCCGAGGUUGGGUACGGGACACCGAGGUUGGGUACGGAGGUUGGGUACGGGACGCGGAGGUUGGGUACGGGACGCCGAGGUUGGGCACGGGAUACCGAGGUUGGGUACGAGACGCCGAGGUUGGGUACGGGACGCCGAGGUUGGGUACGGGACGCAGAGGUUGGGUACGGGACGCGGAGGUUGGGUACGGGACGCCGAGGUUGGGUACGGAGGUUGGGUACGGGACGCCGAUGUUGGGUACGGAGGUUGGGUACGGGACGCGGAGGUUGGGUACGGGACGCGGAGGUUGGGUACGAGACGCCGAGGUUGGGUACGGGGGACCGAGGGUGGGUACGGAGGUUGGGUACGGGACGCAGAGGUUGGGUACGGGACGCGGAGGUUGGGUACGGGACGCCGAGGUUGGGUACGGGAUACCGAGGUUGGGUACGAGACGCCGAGGUUGGGUACGGGACGCCGAGGUUGGGUACGGGACGCAGAGGUUGGGUACGGGACGCCGAGGUUGGGUACGGGACGCCGAGGUUGGGUACGGAGGUUGGGUACGGGACGCCGAUGUUGGGUACGGAGGUUGGGUACGGGACGCGGAGGUUGGGUACGGGAUGCGGAGGUUGGGUACGGGACGCCGAGGUUGGGUACGGGACGCUGAAGUUGGGUCCUGGACGGGUGUUAUACAGAACCAUGUGGACAGAGAAUGACCAGAAACUGGUCCACACCCAAUCCGAGGACACCGACGCCGGGGACUGGGCUGAUGAAGUCAGUGAGCCGGGUACCGGCAGUAUCCCUGUUACCAGAUCUGGGCUCCUGGGAGGCCCAUCGAGCGAAUGCCACAUCAUGGGGAUGAUUUCCAGAACAGAAUCCCAAAUUAUUAUGUCUCCCAGACAGGAGAAUAAAUUGUCUCGGGGGCCUCGCAGUGUUUCUAUGAAAGAUCGGCAGAAUUCUCGAGGUGAUCGGGGGAGCAGCCUGGAAGGUGAAUUUUCUCCGGACUCGCGGCUCUGCAGUCAGGUGCCCCGAAAAUCUGUAUUUGAUGAACUGAAUGAGAUUCUUGGAGCAGAGCAGCAGCUUCCGGACUCCAUCAUCCUCGUCAACACUACAGACUGGCAUGGACAGUAUGUCCGAGAACAAUUAUCGGGGAAAAUCCAAACCGUCUCCACCUGUUCCUCUGCCGAUGUCCAGGCGGCUUUCUGUGGUAUCAUUACUCGUAUCCAGAGAUACUGUAAUUGUAAUUCUCAGAUGCCGCCGGUGGUGAAGGUCCUGGUUGGUGAUCAGAGUUAUCUCAGCGUUAUUCUUCGCUUCUUUGUGGAGCAGCUGGCUGGAAGACUCGGAUGGCUGAACUAUCUGCGUUUCCUCAUCUUACCUCUGGGGCCGCACCCGGUUGCGUCCUAUCUGGCGUCUGUGGAUAGUAAAUACAGCUCUCUCUUCAUGGAUGCGGUGUGGAGAGAUGUCUUCAGUCAGUCGGAACCCCCCGGAUCAGAUCGCCUUGAUGUGGCAGGGAGGGUGGCACAAUACAUCGCUGGGGCCUCCCAGUCACACCAGCUCUAUAUUUCUGAAGCCAUGCUGACCUACAGACAGCGGAGCGCUGAAGAAGAUUCUUGCCAGAAGUUUGUUCCUUUUAUUGGGGUUGUGAAGGUUGGGAUUGUGGAGCAACCACUGCUGGCUUCUGUGGAUUCGGAUGAGGCUUCUGUCUGCAGCCCGUCACUCCUGAAUUCCUCUUCUUCUCCUGGAGCCAACACUUCUGUCACUAAAGAAGCGACCGGCACCCCUCCUCCAUCACCCUCAGUCAGCAGUGGCCUGUCUAAUGCCGGGGCUUUGUCUUCAGGCCUGGAGGUGAUGGGGCUCCAGGUGGAUUACUGGCAGUGGCAGGGGACGGAUCGCAGGAAAGAUGGAGACAGGAGAGACACGGCCACUAAAAACACAAUAAAGGGGAAUUUCCGUUCACUGCAAGUCAGCCGUCUCCCCCCACCCGGAGAAAACAACUUGCCCCUCGGCAUGGCCAUGACCAUUGUCACCCAGGAGAAGAACAAGAAAGUCAUGUUCCUCAGUAAGAAGCCCAAAGAGAAGGAAGCUGAAUCUCGCAGUCAGGUCAUUGAGGGGAUCAGCCGCCUCAUUUGUACAGCCAAGAACCAGAACACUAUGCUGCGAGUCACCAUAGACGGGGUGGAGUGGAACGAUGUCAAGUUUUUCCAGCUGGCUGCUCAGUGGCCAACUCAUGUCAAGCAGUUCCCUGUGGGCGUAUUUGGUCAUGUGAAGAUGUGAUGUCAUCAUCGGAGAGGAAGAUCAAUCACUGUGUUUUCCCUUCCUGAGUCAGUGACUUCAAGUAGGGAGUUGUGUAGUUUUUAUGGUCACUUUUCCUACAAAAUGAAGAUAUUUUGAAAUAUGUGUGUAAAAAAGACUGUGCCGUCUCCGUGAAUGUAUUACUACUAGAACCCCACAUAGCACUUUGUUUUCACAAUAUCCUGAAAAGCAGCGAAUUCGCCUCAGUGAUCUUCCCUUUUCCAAAAACGAGAAAAGAGCGUCGUCCGUUUCCCCGUCUGGUUCCAGAAGGGAGUGUCGUCCAUUUCCCCGUCUGGUUCUAGAAGGGAGCGUCGUCCUUUUCCCCGUCUGGUUCCAGAAGGGAGUGUCGUCCAUUUCCCUGUCCGGUUCUAGAAGGAAGCGUUGUCCGUUUCCCCGUCCGGUUCCAGAAGGGAGCGUUGUCCAUUUCCCUGUCUGGUUCUA